Messenger RNA from Amphiprion ocellaris (clown anemonefish), 2171 nucleotides. RefSeq names its product fructosamine 3 kinase related protein (gene fn3krp). The coding region runs from base 160 to 1089 and encodes 309 amino acids. The record is from RefSeq and is a predicted model, not a curated record. NCBI's taxonomy places the organism in Eukaryota, Metazoa, Chordata, Actinopteri, Pomacentridae. The transcript has 6 exons.
AGCGGAAGAAAAACAAACUCAUCCCCGAACCGAAGUCCUCGUUGGUUUAAGAGACGAAAAACCUCGAAAACGCCCCCUGAACUUCAGGCACGACAUUUGCAACGUGUUUAUGGCGUUAAUCUAACGUACUUAUAUUUGCACGCUUUUUAAGAAGUAACCAUGGAAGCUAAGCUAAAGAAAGAGUUGGGGACUAACAUGCUGAAAUCGACUGGCCACUCAGGAGGUGGAUGUAUCAGCGAGGGCCAGAGUUAUGAUACUGACUUUGGGAGAGUGUUUGUGAAGAUAAAUCACAAGAGCGAGGCCAAAUUAAUGUUUGAUGGGGAGAUGGCCAGUUUGGAAGCCAUUGUAAAGACGCAAACUGUAAAAGUCCCCAAGCCCAUCAAAGUGAUUGAACUGGACAGAGGAGGAUGCGCAUUUGUGAUGGAACAUCUAGACAUGAAAGGUCUUAGCAAGUACUCAAAGCAGCUAGGAGAGCAGCUGGCAGAUAUGCAUCUUCACAACAAGAGACAGUUGGAAAAAUUAGAUAAGGAGCAGCAAACUGUGGGAAAAGGAGCUGGGCAGUCAGAGGUCACUGUUGUGGAAAAAUUUGGCUUCGAUGGAGUUACAUGCUGUGGAUAUAUACCUCAGGUAAAUGAGUGGCAGGAUGACUGGGUGACAUUUUACUCCCAGCAGAGGCUGCAGCACCAUAUUAACUUGGUGGAACAAUCGUACGGAGACAGAGAGGCCAGGGAACUAUGGGCCAAGCUACAGCUGAAGAUCCCUCAGUUUUUCUCAGAUGUGGAGAUUGUCCCUGCUCUCCUCCAUGGAGACCUAUGGACAGGAAAUGUUGCAGAGUCUGCAGAUGGUCCAGUCAUCUUUGACCCUGCAUCCUUCUACGGUCAUUCAGAGUUUGAGCUGGGUAUAGCUGGUAUGUUUGGCAGCUUCAGCAGGUCAUUUUAUUCUGCUUACCAUGAAAAGAUUCCUCAGGCACCAGGAUUUGCAAAGAGGAACCAGCUUUACCAAAUCUUCCACUAUCUGAAUCACUGGAACCACUUUGGUGGUGGCUACAGAGGCUCUUCAAUCAGGGUUAUGAAGGACCUACUGAAAUAACUGCACUUAACACCAGCUUAGUAUUAUGUAUAUAUUGCUAAUUUGACCAAAUAGUGUUGCUAAAUGUUGAAAAGACUAAACAUUCUAGCCUGCAGUGUUGCAUUGUAAAAACAGAAUCAACAUAGCAAAUACAGAUACACAGUUUUUAUUUUUAUUGAAGAUUGUGAAUGCCUCAUGAGACAAGAGCAAAUAUGCCGAAGUUGGUCUUACAAUGAGUAUUUUGGUAUGCUGCAAUUCCUUUCUUAACAUAUUAAUAUUUCUAACUGUCUGAAUUUGGCCAGACAAAACUAUAUCACUGUGCAAAGGAUGUCUGAUUUUUGCAGUGAAUGCAAUGCCAUUAAUUAUACAUUAUAAUAGCCUGACUAGUAAUAUCCUCCAGGCAAAAUGUCCCUGUAUAGCAAUAAAUCCUUGCAAAUCCUUGUCAUCCACUGCUUAACAGACAUUAAAUCCUGAGAUGAUCCAAAGCGUUUGUCCAACGGCAUUUGUUAUUUAUCCCACAUUGAAACAGUAGUGAACUAUUCUUCACUGAUCAAUCACUAAUAUACAUCUGGCAAACAAACACACACAGUCCACAUAUUUGUUGCUUUUCUUCUUUUUUUUCCUCCAUCUUCUUAUUCUCUGUUUCAUCUUAUUUUUUUGAUUUAAUAUUUAUUUUUCUUUUAAUAAACUUGAUUAUUAUUAUUUUUAAUUAAGCUAGCCUUGAUGCUUUGGCCAUUUUGUUUACCUGAUAUUCGUACGAGUAAAGCAUACUACAUUAAACUGAACUGGGUCAAACUGUAUCAUAUCAACAUAUCAGCCACUUCAAAGUGUAUAAUUAAGUAGAUGUAUAUUUUUACUCUGUUGCUAUAUUAGAACAUAUUCACUGAUUUCAUGCUGUGAUGUAUCCAUAGAUUUGAGAUGUUUUAAGAUUUAUCCUUUGUGUUUGUUUUUUUUUUUAACAUCCAGUCAGUUUAAUUCUCGGGUCUUGAAACAGAUCGUAUUUCCUUUUAAUUUUACAGGUCUACGAUCACAAUACUGUAUGAACUUUAUUUGAGCUUAUGCAAUGGUAACGGCAGUGCUAAUAAAGAUUAGAUUAGAUUCAA